AGCCUGCAGAGGCUGAGUUCCCAGGGAUUCUUUCACACGCUCCGGUUCUGCUCUGCUGUGACGCCUCUGCAGGCCGAAGUACCGAUUUAACCAGAACAGCAGUUCUGGUCCAGUUCUGAUCCGGUUCUGGAGGAUUGAGGAGAUCCACCUGUUGGUGCUGGAGCUGCUGCUGUCCCUUUAAGGGAUCCAGGAAGUGACCGGGAGCAGGCAGGAGGUGGGAGGAGGCGCCUGAAGAGGAAACAGGUGUGUGUGCUGACAGGAUGAUGUCAUUCCUGGCUGAGUCACCUGCAGGACGGCUGCAGGAGCGAGGAGGAGGUGCUGCAGGGAGGAAGGAGGCCCAGCAGGAGCAGCAGAACCUGUGAGAGCUGCAGCUUGUUCAGGUCCGCCCCGAUCCGAUCGGCCCCCGCUGACCUCUGACCUCUGAGACAUGACGAUGAGGUCCGAUCCCGUCGGAACCGCCUGCUGAGUUCCAGAGUUCUGGUCCGGUUCUCGCUGAAGCAGAGGAGCAGAAGUUCAAGAAGCUGUUGGAGGAUUUUAUCGGGUCGGUUCUGGUUCCUCUUUCCCACCGGUUCUGCUGGCGUUUGGGUCCUCGGUUCAGGAGGAGAUGGAUCGCCGGGUCGGAGCGACAGGAAGUUGAUCCGCAGCCAGAAUGUCGUGGAAGAGGAACUACUUUGCGUCGGGUGGAGCGACGCCGGGGAUGGUGACGCCUCGCCGCGUGGCGUCCAUCGCUCCCAGCAAAGGCCUGAGCAACGAACCGGGUCAGAACAGCUGCUUCCUGAACAGCGCCCUGCAGGUUCUGUGGCACCUCGACAUCUUCCGCCGGAGUUUCCGUCAGCUCACCACUCAUAAGUGCAUGGAGGACUCGUGCAUCUUCUGCGCUCUGAAGAGCAUCUUCGGUCAGUUCCAGUACAGCAGUGAGAAGGUUCUGCCGUCCGACGCUCUGCGCAGCGCUCUGGCUAAGACCUUCCAGGACGAGCAGAGGUUCCAGCUCGGCAUCAUGGACGACGCGGCGGAAUGCUUCGAGAACAUCCUGAUGAGGAUCCACUUCCACAUCGCAGACGAGACCAAAGAAGACAUCUGCACGGCCAGACACUGCAUCCCCCACCAGAAGUUCGCCAUGACGCUGUUUGAGCAGUGCGUCUGCAGCAGCUGUGGAGCAUCUUCAGACCCGCUGCCCUUCAUCCAGAUGGUUCACUACAUCUCCACCACCUCCCUGUGUAACCAGGCUGUGAAGAUGCUGGAGUCCAAGGAGAAGGCCACGCCCAGCAUGUUCGGGGAGCUGCUCCGGAACGCCAGCAUGGGCGACCUGCGCAGCUGUCCUAGUCAGUGCGGUCAGCAGCUCCGCAUGGCCCGCGUCCUCCUCAACAGCCCGGAGAUCAUCACCAUCGGCCUGGUGUGGGACUCGGAGCACUCGGACCUGGCCGAGGACGUCAUCCACUCGCUGGGAACCUGCCUGAGGCUGGGAGAUCUGUUUUACAGAGUGACGGAGGAGAAGGCGCGGCAGGCGGAGCUCUACCUGGUGGGCAUGGUCUGUUACUACGGGAAACACUACUCCACCUUCUUCUUCCAGACUAAAAUCAGACGCUGGAUGUACUUCGAUGAUGCUCAUGUAAAGGAGAUCGGCCCCAAGUGGAAGGACGUGGUGUCGCGCUGCAUCAAGGGCCACUACCAGCCGCUGCUGCUGCUGUACGCGGACCCCCGGGGGACGCCGGUGUCGGCGCCGGACCUGCCGCCGCGUCUGGACCUGCAGCACCUGAACAAGGCCAGUUACGACAGCGAGGACUCGGGCCGCGAGCCGUCCAUCUCCAGCGACACGAGAACCGACUCGUCUACAGAGAGCUACUGCGGCCGUGGGCCCCCCCACUCCCACCAUGAGGCCCAGGGAACCCUCGUCUGCCCGCAGCGACCGGACCGCGCCGCCUCGCUCUGCAGCCUGGAGGCCAUAGGCCGCCUGGCGGACGGGGAGCAGCAGCAGGCUCUGAGGAAAGGAGGCGGGGCCUCGGACAGGAGGCGGAGCUCCGGGCGGUCUCGGCGAAAUAAACACGAACCGUCAUCAGCAGGUUACCAUAGCGAUGGAGAAACCCUGAAGGAGCAGCAGGUUCCUCGCCAACUCCCCAAACCUUCCUCCUCCUCGUCUUCCACCAGUCGCCUCAGAGACUUUAAGGACACCAUGACCAACAUCAUCCGCCCCCUCUCCUCCUCGUCUUCCUCCUCUCUGCCAGCCGCCGUCUUCUCCUCCCCCUCCUCCUCCCCCUUCAUCCAGAACCUCCCAGGUCCAAAUGCGGCUCCGGGUUCCUCUAAAGUCCAGGACUGGGAGGCUGACAGCACCAGCAGCGAGUCCAAGUCCAGCGCCUCAGGAGGAGCGGGGCGGUACCGACCGGCCUGGAAACCGCGGAGGGAGACGCUGAACAUUGACACCAUCUUCACCCGAGAGAGGCGGAGGCAGGCGGGGUACAGCCCCCUGGGAGGACCCCCACCUGAUGGGGGAGGAGCUGCUGAUGGAGGAGACGCCUCCUUCUCAGCCCAGGAGGAGGCGUCCUCCGUCAGACCUGGAUCCUCCAGGACGCUGCCCACCUCCUUCAGAGAGUCGCGGCUCCCUCCUCCUCCUCCUCCCAGGUUGAUCCAGAGGAUGGAGAGCGGCUAUGAGAGCAGUGAGAGGAACAGCAGCAGCCCUGUGAGUCUGGAGCUCAACCUGGGAGACAGGGACAGCGCUGGCAAGAAACCUUCCUCCUCCUCCUCCUCCUCCUCCUCAGGACCAUCAUGGAGGAACAUCAGGUCAAAGAGCAGCGGCUCCUUGCUGCAGGACAUCGGCUCCACCAGCAGAGGGAGCCUCGCGCCCCCUGCAGGCCGCAGCGAGCUGGACGAGCUGCAGGAGGAGGUGCUGAGGAGAGCAAAGGAGGAAGAGCAGCAGCGGCGGCAGGAGAAGGAGAGGGAGGCGGCUCUGGGCUUCAACCCGAGACCCAGCAAGUUUCUGGACCUGGACCAGCUGCAGGUCCAGGGUAAAGGCGACAGCUUUGACAGGUGUGUGAUGGAGGCGGAGCUUCUGCUGGACCAAUCGCUGCGUCUGGAGCAGGCAGGCGAAGUCACAGCGGCGCUGUCUGCGGUCAACGAAGCCGUCUCCAAGCUGCGCUCUGUGGCGACUGAGGUUGGAGCUAGUAGCCACAGUCGGCUGCAGCGCUGCACCAGGAGAGCCCGCAGCCUGCAGCAGCGCAUGCAGCUGCAACAGGAGGCAGUAAAACAGGAAGCUGUGCUGCAGGAGGAGCAGCAAAAGGAGGAGCCCAGUGAAAAGCCUCUCCCGCUCGCAGUUCUUCUGACAGACCAGCAGGGCAACCAGUCCGCUGCCCAUCCACAGGACACUCACCUUUCCACUAGCUUUAAGCCCCUCCCAUCUGCAUCAGGUUUGCCCUCUGGCUCCGCCUCCAGCCCUUUGGCCCCCUCUCCAAGUAGGACCAGGAGUCCCCGCUCUUUCUUUGGGAAAACCCUCAGUAAUGCCAGGUCCCUCCCUGCUCUCUCUGUGGAUACCUGCCUGGAAGACUUGGCUCCUCCCCCUCCACCUGUAGAGGAUUGGUCUGUCCCAUUACAAGCCCCGCUCCCACCUAGAACCCCGUCACCUGCUGAUCCCACCACUAGGUGUCCUGUGAUAACACCAGAGGGCGACUCGUGUCAAACUAAUAAUAAACAGGCCACACCCGUCAAUCAUAGCCCAGCUUCAACUUUGGCUCCUCCCCCUUCCUCCAGCCCAACCAGGAAGUGGUCUUGUUUAAGUCUGGAGCAACCUGAUGUGGUGGAUUCUCCAAACCGAUCGAUCAGCCCCCCCGUUCAGCCCCCUUCAGACUCCGCCUCCAACCCCCCACCGCUUGGCCAGCCCGUCAGACCCGCCUCCAGUCCGGUUCACCGAGGCGCCCUGCCUGUAGAAUGCUGGGCGGAGAACGUCAACCGGUACUACAACUCCCAGAAUGCAGUGGGAGGUGGAGGAGUAGCGGCAGCGGAGGCUGUAGAGGAGAUGUCUGAGCUGGAGACGCUGUACCAGGCCAGUCUGCAGGCUCCCAGCAUGCACCGGGGCAGCCGUGGGGUCAGCCCACAAGCAGGGGGCAGCAGAGCAGGUGUGAGGAGGAUACCAUCGGGAUCUGGACGCUCCAAAACACCGACGGCUGAAAUAGAGAGACAUGCCUACAGAAGUCUGGUCUCACCUGUGCAAAAGCCCCCCGCAGGUGAAGAUGAGAGCUACAGCGCAGAAAACCUGCGAUGCCUCGCUCGAAGUCUGAGCGGAACCGUCAUCGGGUCGAGACCGCAGACCCUCCCACAAAGAUGUAAGGACCCCAAUGUCUCCAGGCCCCCCCUCAGACACUCAAACCUUCACAGCACCUCCUCCCUCCCACGCUGUCCCAGCACCUCCUCCUUGCACCCCCCCUCCUCCACCUCCUUCCCAGCAGAUCACGCCUCCUUCCAUCAACCCCGACACCAUGGACCCCCAGCUCCACAGCACCCCCACAUGCAGGCAUCACGGCCCCCCAGCUCGGGGCCCUCCUCCUGGGGACACUCAGCUCCUUCACGCCUCCAGCACCAGUUUCUGGUUUUGCCUGAUAGGAGUCCGACUCCCUCAGGUCUCCACAGCAACACGAUGAAUUAUGGCACUCUGCCUCGGCGUGCCCCACCUUCCUCCUCCUCCUCCUCCCUGCCUAGGCCCAGAACCGGUCCUCCUACUUCUUUGGGUCCACAGAGUCUCUACUCCACCCUGGUCCUCCCUCGGCGCCCCACUAACACCUCCAUCAGCCACCAGGAGGCGUCUCUAACUGGGAGAGGAACCGGCUCUGCUCCUCAGCGCCACCGUGAGUCAGGAGACGUCCCCAUUCAGCCCCGCCGCAUGGAUGUCCCCCCUGAGACCGACUGGCGCCGGGAUGUGGAGUACAGGAACAGUCGGCCCAGCUCCUCAUGGGACCAGAGGUCCGUUAAUCUCCAGCGGACAGACAGGGGCCCCAACAGGGGCCCUCGGCUCUGCUCCCUCUGCCAGCAGCUUCCUGCAGACCUGUCACGUCCUUACUGCCGGACCUGUGCAGCUUAUGUGGCCCGAUACGGUUCAGGCAGCAGACAGUGAGAGAGACACCAGCAGAUCGAUGCUGAGAUGAAGGCGGUGGGUCCAAACCCGGAGCAAGAA
Cyprinodon tularosa is the source of this 5155-nucleotide messenger RNA. It is a transcript of the gene usp54a, whose product is annotated as ubiquitin specific peptidase 54a. The record is from RefSeq and is a predicted model, not a curated record. Gene Ontology annotation, molecular function: cysteine-type deubiquitinase activity. NCBI's taxonomy places the organism in Eukaryota, Metazoa, Chordata, Actinopteri, Cyprinodontiformes, Cyprinodontidae. Gene Ontology annotation, biological process: protein deubiquitination. Bases 650 to 5095 code for a protein of 1481 amino acids. The transcript is spliced from 22 exons.